UUUAGCAUAAUAUAAAAAUCAACCACUGUCUGUUUGUUUGCUAGCUUGCUUCAAGCCUAAGGGAGUCUAGAUUCUUCGAUCGUAAACCCCAAAAUGGUGCUGAUUGAACCCCACUACGCUGAUGAACAACAAGAACAAAAAGCUACGAAUGCCACGCUAACACCAUCUGAAACGACACCCGCUUCCGCCGCCUCAUCAAAUGUGAACGGAGAAGACGCCGCCUCCGAUGGAUUCGAAACAGCGAGCGAGCGUGACGUCGAUGACGACGAAGAGGAACACCACGUCAAUAAUCAACAGCCAUCUGAACAGAAAGCUUCCGAUUCUUAUCAAGAUGCCUUAAACGACGAGCAAUUGAAAGAGAAAGCUUUGGCACAAGCAAAUGAUGCGAAAAUGGAAGGAAAUAAAUUGUUUGGAAACGGACAAUUCGAGGAGGCAUUGUUACAGUAUGAGAUUGCUUUGCAAAUUACAGCGGAGAUGCCUACUGCCGUUGAACUUCGUUCCGUUUGUCAUUCGAAUCGAGCUGCUUGCUUUCUGAAACAGGGGAAAUAUGAGGAUACCAUCAAGGAAUGUACGAAAGCAUUGGAUCUUAAUCCUUCUUAUAUAAAAGCUCUUGUUAGACGAGGAGAAGCUCAUGAAAAGCUUCAAAAUUUUGAAGAAGCUAUUGCUGAUAUGAAGAAGAUAUUGGAAUUUGAUCCUUCUAACAACCAAGCUGUAAAGACCAUACGGCGCCUUGAACCACUAGCUGCUGAAAAACGAGAAAAGUUGAAAGAGGAGAUGAUGGCAAAACUAAAAGAAUUGGGCAACUCUGUUCUGGGUAAAUUCGGGAUGAGCGUGGACAACUUCAAAGCUGUCAAAGAUCCAAACACCGGAUCCUAUUCUAUAUCAUUCCAACGUUGAAGUGGUCGCUACUGACUACUGAUAUUUUGUUUGAUGGUAAAUGCAGUUGAAAAAAGUGCAAGGUAAAGGCUUGAGAAGUUGAUUUGCAAGUAAAUUUGGAGCACUUAAGGGGAAAUAUAUAUUUGUUUAUUUAUUGAAGAGUUGCAUUUGAUAGGUCGUUGCAAGCACAAUUUGGUUCAUUAGGAUGCCAAUAGUUAUAGCAGUGGUUUGCUUCAGUGAAAUUGAAUGUCUAUUGUACUGCCAUUCCUUGGUCGGCAUGAAUUGCAGAUGUAAUAAAAGAAAUAUAGAAUUUACCUUUCUACCA
Molecule: messenger RNA, 1201 nt
Organism: Gossypium raimondii (Peruvian cotton)
Lineage: Eukaryota; Viridiplantae; Streptophyta; Magnoliopsida; Malvales; Malvaceae
Exons: 5
Coding region: 94-897 (267 amino acids)
Molecular function (GO): protein binding
Source: RefSeq, a predicted model, not a curated record